AUGCUGCUUCUAGCUUCAGCUUUUUUUCUAACACUACUGCAGUGCUUGAAUGCCCAAAACAAAACAAGCAUUACACCUGCAGACUGUAAUACCAUUGAAACGGAUGCAGGAGUGGCCCUGGAUUUGGUGAACAAACAUCGCAGAGAUGGCUACGUUUUUGGUUUAUUCCGUGUUGCUGAUGCAUAUGAACUACAUAUUGGAAAUUCAUCACUCCUCUACUUAACUUUGGAUGUACUGGAAACUGAAUGCCCUGUAUUAUCCAGAAGAAACUGGGAGUCUUGUGAAUACAGUGACACCUAUUUCACGGACUUUGGGCAAUGUAAGAUUAUCACAUACACAAGCCAGCUGCUGAAGAAACCUCAACUAUAUGGAUUCAAUUGUACAUUAAGUCCAGUCCCUCCUGAUUUAUUAGAGUGCAAAGACUGUCCUGUAAAAGUUGAAGUCUUAGAAAUCACUGAGCAACACAGAAAUAUUGCUGCGAAGGCCCUGAAGAAAUUCAACAGUGAGGGUAACCACACAAACUACUUCAAUGUGGACAAAAUUGAAAAGGUUUUAAAGAUGACUGCCUCCCGUGAAGGUCACAUUUUAGGAUUCUCUAUAAAAGAGACCAACUGUUCCAAAUCCACACAACGAGCAGAUCAGGAAUUGGAAUGUGAUUUUCUGGAUGACUGGCACGCUCUGGUGGGAUUCUGCAAGGCAAGAAUUAUCAGCGAUUCAGAUGAACCUGACGGAACAGAUAUAAACUGUGAAAUCUACCAGCCCUGGCAGCAUGACUACGGGCAAAGAUGCAGAUAUUCAGCUCUGGGACAGUCACACAGACAUCCCCAUCCCCACCGUCAUUUUGGUCACAAACAUCGUCACAGACAUCAUCACAGGCACGGAUGUCCACACUCUUCUCAAUCCAGACCUGAAGACCCUGAGCAUAACCAUAGUUUCAAUGAAGAACAUGAAGACAGCCAUGAAGAACCUCCUCCUCCCCCCCAUGGUGGACCACAUCACCACCGGCCUCCUCCCCCUCCUCAUGGACCACACCACCACCAUCCUCAUCCCCAUCAUGGAUUACACUGUCCUCCUCCCCCUCCUCAUGGACCACAUCACCACCAUCCUCAUCCCCAUCAUGGAUCACACUGUCCUCCUCCCCCUCCUCAUGGACCACAUCACCACCAUCCUCAUCCCCCACAUCACCACCAUCCUCAUCCCCAUCAUGGAUCACACUGUCCUCCUCCUCCUCUCCAUCAUGGACCACAUCACCACCAUCCUCAUCCCCAUCAUGGAUCACACUGUCCUCCUCCUCCUCUCCAUCAUGGACCACAUCACCCUCCUCCUCCACGACAUCCUCCUCAUCUCUGUCAUCACUAUCACAGACAUCAUUGCAACAAGACAAGCAUAUUGAGAAAGUACUUUCCAUUCCAAAUAGCAGGAGCUGUCUAUCGCAUUCCAGUUCUAAGUCAGUAUGAUUCUCUCACACCUCCUACUGCAAAAUUUCCUGGGCUAUCCCAAAGCAUGCCUCACUCCUCCAGCACUGGUGAAGGUAUUCCUUUCGCUGGCUCAAGUCUAAAGGAGAUGCCAGAAGUUCCGGGUUUUCCAGAUCACCCUAUGCAAUCAAAGUCAUGCCCAGGAAACCCCAAACUUGUUCUUCCAAAAAUUUUGCCAUUAUUUCCACAUAAUUCCAUGGCAGAAAAUUCUCCUACAUGA
This is a messenger RNA of Leptosomus discolor (cuckoo roller), 1695 nucleotides long. NCBI's taxonomy places the organism in Eukaryota, Metazoa, Chordata, Aves, Leptosomiformes, Leptosomidae. The record is from RefSeq and is a predicted model, not a curated record.